AUGAACCCAAACCAAACACCAACCCCCAAUCCCAAACGCCGCCGUCUAAACACGAGCACCAUAUCAACACCCUCAUCAACGCUCACUAAACCAUUCAAAUCGCCUCUGCGCAGACCAGCCCCAGAACCAGCAUCAGCAUCAGCCCCAGAUACUACCACCACCGCAACUACCACAAACACACCCUCUUCAUCUUCCAAAGACACAACACCCGCCACCCCCAAACCCAACCCCUCAUCUUUCACCACCCCAAUCCCCAAACCCACCCCCAAAAAUACCCCUACCCCCAAAGAAAAGCAAAAGAAAAAAGCAGAAAAAGAAGAAGACCCCACCUUCUCUACCCUCCGCACCACCCACCGGCACCUCCAAUCCCGACUCCUCUCUCUCCGCACCGAACUAGAAACAGUUACUCAGGCCCAUCGCAUCGAGGGAUCCCACCGCGAUGAGGAACUAGAGAAGUUGAUUGUCAAGUGGAGGGGUGUGGGGCAAAGGGUUGCGGAGGGGGUGUUUGAGGGGGCGAGGGAGAGGGUAGUGAGGAUGGGGGGUGUGAGGGGGUGGAAGGGGAUGGAACGGAAUAGGAGUGAGGGGGGUGGUGGGUGGUGGGGGGAUGGUGAUAAUGAUAAUGGGCAUGAUCAUGAGGAGAGGGGUGGGAGUAAGGAGAAGGAUGAGGAAGAAGAUGAGGAAGAGGAGGAAGAGUUCACGAUCGGGAUGAUGUUGAAGACGAUGGGGAUUGAUUUCAAGGUUAUUGGGUUUGAUGGGGAGGGGCAGAGGUGGGUGUGA
Messenger RNA from Aspergillus costaricaensis CBS 115574, 777 nucleotides. Its product is annotated as putative DNA repair protein Dds20/Mei5. Bases 1 to 777 code for a protein of 258 amino acids. The transcript is spliced from 2 exons. NCBI's taxonomy places the organism in Eukaryota, Fungi, Ascomycota, Eurotiomycetes, Eurotiales, Aspergillaceae. The record is from RefSeq and is a predicted model, not a curated record. Gene Ontology annotation, biological process: DNA recombination.